AUGGGAUCGUCGCCGAUCGACGCGCUGAUGGCGUGGUUACAGCGCCUAGUGGGUGAGCAAGCGUCACCAGCGCUGCCUCUCUUUUCCUCUUUCGUCGCGGUCUUUCCGUCCUCCUCCUCCUCCUCCUCCUCCUCCUCCUCCUCCUCCUCCUCCUCCUCCUCCUCCUCCUCCUCCUCCUCCUCCUCCUCCUCCUUCUCCUCCCCCUCCACCCUCCCCCCCACUCCCUCGUCCGUCGUCGCUCUCCACGUUCGAACUCUUUACUCCCACACCCUGCUCCCCCCUCCUGAUUCCUCUCCCCCCUCCCCCAACCCACCCCCCCCUCCCCCCCCUCUUCUUCUCCAUCCCACACUGGACACCCCUCUACUUCCAUCCACCCCCUCCCGUUCUCUUCCCCCACCCCCUGCCCUCCUUCCCCUUGUCUCCCACCUCCCCCCCUUGCCCUCCUCCCUCCCCCUUUCUCCCCCUCUCCCCCGAUCCCCUUUUCUUCCUCACACCGCCUACUUUCUCCGCGCAUCCUUCAGCGCGCAACGACGAUGGGCGCAGUUGCGGGAUGCUAGGCGUGGUCUUGUUUCACUCUCUCUCUCUCUGACACACACGCACGCAACCCCUUCCCUCCUCCUUCUCCCUCACUUUCCUCUCCCCGACUUCCCCACCCACCUUUCCUCCCGUGCCUCUCUUCCCUGGACAUUUCAAUCAAAUUUCUCCACGCGCCUUGUCUGUCCCGCCCCGCUCUCACCACCUCAACCAUCACAACCCACAGUCCACUCAUUUCCCAUAACUCCUCACGGCCGCCUUUCUCUCUCCCCCUCCCCUCUCACCCUCCCCUCUCACCCUCUACAUUCGCCCUCCCCUCUUCCCCUCCUCUCCCCCCCUCCGCUCACUCUCUUCUCUCGCCCUCCCCUCGUCCCCUCCUCUCUCCCUCUCCCCUCUCGCGCUCUUCUGUUCCUCUCUCGCGCUCAUCAGUCCGGAGCAUCGUUGCGGAGUGGGGCAGCGGAGAUCGUGCGGGAGGUGGCAAGGCAGGCCGAUGUGUACCUCAUGGCACAAGUGCACAGCGACGAGAGCGAGGUGCGUUCACUCUGCCUCGCUUGCUGCCUUACCUGCCUGUCUGCUCCAAGGCCGCCUCCCUCUGAUCCCACCCAUCGGGCAGGCAGACGUGAAUCUCAUGGCACAAGUACACAGCGACGAGAGCGAGGUGCGUUCACUCUGCCUUGCUUGUUGCCUUACCUGCCUGUCUUCUCCAAGGCCGCCUCUGGUCCACCCAUCGGGCAGGCCGAUGUGUACCUCAUGGCACAAGUGCACAGCGACGAGAGCAACGUACGUACGUUGUGCUUGCCUUGCUGGCUUGCCUUGCUGGCUUGCUUUGCUUGCUUGCUUGCCCUCUUGCUGCCUUCGUCUUCCCCAUCCCCCUCCCCCUUCCCCUUCCCCAUCCCCCUCCCCCUUCCCCUUCUACAUCCCCCUCCCCCUUCCCCUUCCCCAUCCCCCUCCCCCUUCCCCUCCCCAUCCCCCUUCUCCUUCCCUCCCCCUUCCCCUCCUCUUCCCCCUCCCUCUUCCCUAACUCAUGCAGGCCACCAUCCUGCCACCAUCCUGUCAGCAUUAGAGGAAGCCAAUCUCUUCUCCCUGCCACACGGCUUCCCCUUUGACACGACCCUUCUCCCAAUCCCCCUCCCUCUUCCCCUUCCCACCCCCCUUCCUCUACCCAUCCCCCUCCCCCCCCCCCAUACAGGCCACCAUCCUGGCAGCACUAGAGGAGGCCAGUCUCUUCUCCCUCCCCCUCCCCAUCCCGCCACCAUCCUGUCAGCACUAGAGGAGGCCAGUCUCUUCUCCCUGCCUGACGGCUCGCCAGGGCCGAUCAACCGAGACAAGGUGCUGUUCUGUGAGAAGGACGUUGGAGUAGCGUCAUUCGUGAGGCAGCUUGAGCCGGACUGGCACUUUGAGGCGUUUGACAGCACGGUGGAGCAGCUGCGGCGGUUUGUGAAGUACAUUCUGCACAUCACACCAGCGGCCACGGGGGCAGUGGCAGCCAAUGUGGUAUCAGUGCCAUCCCUUGAAGCCUACUUUGGAUCGCCCUCCUCCUGA
Messenger RNA from Closterium sp. Naga37s-1, 2076 nucleotides. The record is from the annotation of a GenBank genome assembly. NCBI's taxonomy places the organism in Eukaryota, Viridiplantae, Streptophyta, Zygnematophyceae, Desmidiales, Closteriaceae.